Molecule: messenger RNA, 1119 nt
Organism: Bolinopsis microptera
Lineage: Eukaryota; Metazoa; Ctenophora; Tentaculata; Lobata; Bolinopsidae
Product: stromal cell-derived factor 2-like protein 1
Exons: 5
Coding region: 38-664 (208 amino acids)
Source: RefSeq, a predicted model, not a curated record
CAACACUACUAUAUAACAAAUAAUUUGAGCUAGAAAUAUGAUCUGGAUAUCAGUGUUAGCACUUGUCUGCCUGGACAUUACUGCUGGAAAUGAAAUAGUCACUUGCACCAGCAUCAUCAAGCUGCAAAACAUUCAACGUGGUGUUCGACUUCAUUCUCAUGAAGUGAAAUAUGGAAGUGGUAGUGGACAACAGUCGGUUACAGGUGUGACUAAUGGAGACGAUGUGAACAGUUACUGGGUAAUCUUGAACGGGAGUAACAAACCGCAAUGUAAGCGUGGAGAAGAGAUACAGUGUGGUGAUGUGAUACGACUCAGACAUUUCACAACUCACCGCAAUCUGCACUCCCACACUUUUACUGCACCCAUGACUGGCAGUCAUCAGGAGGUAUCAGCGUUUGGUGAGGGUGGUUUAGGUGAUGACGGAGAUAACUGGCAAGUGAUCUGCUCUUCUGAGAUUUGGUAUAAAACCUCUCCCGUCAGACUGCGUCACGUGGUAACCUCCAAAUACCUCACCGUCCCGGGACAAACCUUCGGCCGACCCAUUGCUGGACAGUAUGAAGUUACUGCACACAGUGGUAUAUCAGAUGCGUCACUAUGGAAACCAGUAGAGGCGGUUAUGUUUCUACCUAACAAUGAAGAUAAUUCUGCUCACGAUGAAUUGUAACGUAUUAUAUAAUUCUUAUUUAGAACCGUCAAACUUACAAUAUUACUUUCAAAUCCCAAUGUAUUUGCUACUUUAUAAGUUAACUAGUCUGUAUAACUUAUGUGUUUAUAAGUUGAAUAGAUCAUUUGACUGAAUUUUAUACUCUUUCCCCCUACUCUCUCAAGUCAAGUGCGACAGUUAAUAUUGGUAUAAUUAAUAUAGUAUAGCAGUAGCUUUAUAAACUUUUGUUUUACGUCGGUGUGGUUCUAUAAAGAAUAGCUUAAAUUAUUUGUUUUCAACAAAAUUGUAGAUAUAUCAUAUUAUAGUAGUGGUUAUUAGUAGUAGUUUUAAAUUCGAAUUGGUACAUAUUGAAUAAGAAUGACUAAGUUUUGACUGUGUAUGCUAUGUGUAUGUAAUGUUCAGAAUUUUCGGGUUUCAGCUUUUCUUACCUUAACUGAUUGGAUUUACAGAUUAUU